Thamnophis elegans (Western terrestrial garter snake) is the source of this 2912-nucleotide messenger RNA. RefSeq names its product collagen and calcium-binding EGF domain-containing protein 1-like. Gene Ontology annotation, molecular function: calcium ion binding. NCBI's taxonomy places the organism in Eukaryota, Metazoa, Chordata, Lepidosauria, Squamata, Natricidae. The annotation marks the transcript as partial. The record is from RefSeq and is a predicted model, not a curated record. The transcript is spliced from 9 exons.
UUUGUCUUCCAGAAAAAGUGCGGUAAAGGUUAUAAGUUUGUUCUUGGACAAUGCAUUCCCGAAGACUAUGACGUUUGUGCAGAUGCUCCUUGUGAACAGCAGUGCACCGACAACUUUGGACGAGUCUUGUGUACGUGCUAUCCUGGUUAUCGGUAUGACCGCGAAAGACACAGGAACCGAGAAAAACCCUAUUGCUUAGAUGUUGAUGAGUGUGCCACAAGCAGUGAGCCUCUCUGUCCUCACAUCUGUGUAAAUACUCUUGGUAGCUAUCGGUGUGACUGUCAUGAAGGAUACAUACGUGAGGAUGAUGGGAAAAUAUGCACCAAAGGAGAUAAAGGCUUUUCUGAGAAGGUGGACAAUGUGGUGAAGCCAGGGGCUUGUUGUGCCUCCUGCCGAGAAUUCCACCAGAUCAAACAGACGGUCCUGCAACUGAAACAGAAGGUUGCUUGGCUACCAAAUAAUGCUGUUGACCUUAAUAAGCCAAUCACAGGAGAAAAAGUGCUUGCAUCCAAUGCUUACGUACCUGGCCCUCCUGGACAGCCAGGGGAUCGGGGUCCUCCAGGGGUCGCCGGUCCAAAAGGGAGCCCUGGAUUUCCUGGCUCCCCUGGUCCUCCUGGGGUGCCAGGCCCUAGAGGAGCCAUGGGGCCGAUGGGACCAUCUCCAGACCUCUCUCACAUUAAGCAGGGCAGAAGAGGGCCUGUGGGUCCUCCAGGUGCACCAGGAAGAGAUGGAGCAAAGGGUGAGAGAGGUGCACCAGGAGAAAAGGGCCCACCUGGUCCACCAGGCUCCUUUGACUUCUUGUUGUUGAUGAUGGCAGAUAUCAGGAAUGACAUUGCUGAGCUUCAAGAGAGGAUCUUUGGACACAGGACUCAUUCAUCAGCAGAGGAGUUCCCACUACCUCAGGAAUUUGCUAACUACCAGGAUGUGGACGUUGGAUCUGGAGAAGACUAUAAACAGAGGACUAUACCAGAAGACUCCAGGACAUCUGAAGAAGGCAAUCAUUGAAAAGAAAAAAAGGACCUCUGCUUUGGAAAGAGUGAGAAGGGGUUGGGUUUGUGAUCCACAGGUCACUUAAGCCAGCUUAUUUGCACACACCUCAGCUUAACAGUAGAAAACAAAUCAGUGGAUUGUAAGACUCUGUGUCAGGAGAGUUACGACAUCCCUUUCCCUAAAUGUUAUAGCCCAGACAAACCAUUAGGCAAGGUAGGUUAUUCAUGAUGCUAUAUCAAAGUCUUGUCUUGCAGUUUCUUCCUGUAUCAAGGAGAUUUCUGGCUUUUUUUUUGCCUCUCAGGAUGCUUGGGAAUUUUAUUUGGAACUUCUUGGGGUACUUUUGAGCUUACUUAUAUUACCUACCCACACUUCCCAAUCUGAAGAAGCCCUACGAGAGGAUUAACAUACGGUGGUACCUUGGUACUCAGCGUUAAUUCGUUCUGGGAGGUGUGACAGGUACUAAAAAGGAUGAGUCCCAAACAAACCAUAUGACCUACCACGUGAUCCUUUGUUUUGGGAGGAACUUUCUGACUCUCCGUUUUCCUAUGUCAGUGACCUUCCCAUCAUGGCCGACUUUCUGUCCAUCCUCUAUGGCUGUUCCCCUUCUUUUUGCAAUGACCGUCCCACCAUGGCUGACUUCCUGUCUGUUUCUCACAGCCACCCCUCUCUUCCUAUAGCAUGCAUCAAAUACUAAACAAAAGCCGAGUACUGGGACAUUUUCACAUCAAAAUGCAUUGAAAAUCAAAUUUGACAAGUUUUGAAGCAGUCAAGUACCCAGGUACCACUAUAGUGCCUUUCUUCUGGAUUUAAUGAAAGCGUAGGAAGCAUGAACUGGAGAGCUGAUUGUACAAUGGAACAUCCAUGAGAAGGACAGGACAAAGUCAUCUUCAUUCAGAACUUUCUUACGAUGGCCAAUCAGUUGCCUCUCAGGAGCCCACAAAGAAGAGACAGAAAAAUGACUUUUCUACCAAUCUUCCCCUGACGACCUAUUGGCCUCAAUUGGGUAACGUUGCAUCUUCAUCAUGAAUAAUUCAAUUUCAAUUUCAAUUUAUUAGCAUUUGUAUGUCGCCCACUCCCAUUGGGACUCUAUUCCCCCAUUGGGAAUAGCUUUGAUGGUUUUCUCUAGAAAAAAAAUAAUCUUCCUUUUAAGUGGAAACCACUAAAGCUGCUCUGCUUUUAAAAAAAAAAGCUUUUGUGUUGGUGUUUCCUUUAGUGUGCAAGAAUUGGUUAGUUGGAGCACUCAAUCAUCCGAUCCCUCAUUGAUGCUUGAGGCACUAGAGCUAGUCCUCAAUUUAUGACUAUAAUGGAGCCUGCCCAUUAUAGUCGUAAGUCAUGAGAGCCGUAAAGCAGAUCACCCAUUAACCGAUCAGAUUCUGAGUUCUUUUUUUCAAAGAAAAUGUUGUAAGUCAUGUGACCAUAGGACACAUCAGACAGCUGUAAAAGUGGGCUGGUUGCCAAACGCCAAAAAUUCGGUCAUGUGACCACGGGAUGUCAUCUGUCACAACCAGGAUUGCCUCCAUCAUGCAAUAGAUUAACAACAGCACAUUAAGGACAAUCUAACACAGGGGCUAUGCUGACUGGAGAAUUCUGGGAGUUGAAGUCCACCAGUCUUAAAGUGGCCAAGUUUGAAGACCUCUGAUCUAAACAUCUGUAACAGCAAAUGUUCUGAAAGCAGCAAGGUUGCUCCAGAUGCAUCAGUGUAGCUCUCCAGGCAAAGAAACCUGGAUGUUGGCUACAGUACUGUGGCUGAAACGGUUUGUAGAUUGCACUGUUAAAAAGUUGUACUCUAUUUUAAACAUGCACUGAGAAUGUAUAAAGUUAUAUAAAUUUUUUAUUGUCCGACACUUUUUCUUCUGCUUGAAUUGGACUCUUCCGUCUUCACCAGAGAGAUUACCUUAGCCGUAUGCACCUGAACCUAGAAC